UUCAACUUUGAGUACCAGAUACUCCUUUCUUGGAGAAAAUUACAGCAACAAAUAUCUGUUUCAUGUUCUUUAAGACUUUAUGCAACUGUUUAGUCACAACAGUGUGUAGGUAGAAGUAAUAUUAGAGAAACAAUCUGCCAAAGCUAUGUGCAAAGGAUAUACUGUGAUGUAGUACUUUUUAUUCUAUAAAUAAAAAAUAUGAAGAUUUAUCCAACAACCUACUGCAUGAACAGGGCCUUAAGGUUACAACUUACAAGAUUGUCAUCCAAUUCUACCAGUUGCUAUAACAACAUUAGAGAAACUGACACAUUAUCUGAUAAACACACAGUUAACCUGCAGAACAUUUCUGAAGGGAGUUAUUACAAUCAUCAAAACAGAAGAAGAAUACUAAAGGGACAUUACUCUUGCGGAAGAUAUAUUCAAAGACAACACUGCAGUAGUUUCGUGGAUGGAAACAUUUCAGAUGGUCUCCGUUCUACGCCUCCAUGGAGAAUAUUAUUUUUUGGAACUGAUCAUUUCUCUCUUUUUACCUUAAAAUGUUUAAAUGAGAAUAGAUUGCAAGAUAAUGGCAGUGUUGUUGAAAGUAUAGAAGUUGUAACUGGCAAAGAAAAAAAAUCUGUAAGAUGUUAUGCUGAGCAAGCAGGAUUAGAAGUUCAUAAUUGGCCAAUUGUUGUACAAGAUGGUCAAUAUGACGUUGGAGUUCUGGUGUCAUUCGGCAGCUUGAUUCCAGAAAAAGUUAUAAAUAGCUUUCCAUAUGGUAUAUUAAAUGUUCAUCCAAGUUUACUACCAAGAUGGAGGGGAGCCUCACCACUUGUACAUACCAUAUUAAAUGGAGACAAAGAAACAGGGAUAUCAAUAAUGGAAAUAAGACCCAAACAUUUUGAUACUGGACCUGUGUUGAUACAAGAAAAGUUUCCAGUGCCUCCAGACUGUACAACAAGACAGUUACAUAAUACUUUAGGACCUAUUGGAGGGAAAAUGUUGUUAAAAGGUUUAUACAAUUUACCAACCCUGGAGAGACUAGAAGUUCCCCAGUCUGGAAAGGAAGUUAGCUAUGCACACAAAACCAAACCAGAGAUGACCUAUAUAGACUGGGAAAACCAAACAACAAUGAGUAUUGAUAGACAAUAUAGAGCUUUACAUGAAGAUUUUCCACUGAAAAGUUAUUAUGGCAAAAUUCUUGUCAAGUUAAGAAGUAUGGUUCCUGUGACAGAUCAGAUAGAUGAAAGUAUUUUGUAUCACUAUGGUAACACACACCACAAUCUACCUCCAGGAACACCAUGUUAUGGGAGAAACAGUAAGAUUUGUUGGAUCAAGUGUAAGGAUGGUUGGGUCGGAUUCAGAGAGUUUAUAAUCAAGAAGAAAAUGACAGCCAGUGAUUUUUAUAGUGGUUACCUAAUUAAUGACAUGUAUAAAAACAAUGUGUUCACAAGUCAUAAAAAUCAUUUGAUGGAAGGAGUAUUGGACAAAAAAAUGACUGCUGCUGAUUAAUAUGUAUUGUUUAUACAGAAAACUGUAUUAAAAACAUCUCUUUGUUA
This is a messenger RNA of Mytilus californianus (California mussel), 1538 nucleotides long. RefSeq names its product methionyl-tRNA formyltransferase, mitochondrial-like. The record is from RefSeq and is a predicted model, not a curated record. The coding region runs from base 199 to 1491 and encodes 430 amino acids. Gene Ontology annotation, molecular function: methionyl-tRNA formyltransferase activity. Gene Ontology annotation, biological process: conversion of methionyl-tRNA to N-formyl-methionyl-tRNA; biosynthetic process. The transcript is spliced from 11 exons. Gene Ontology annotation, cellular component: mitochondrion. NCBI's taxonomy places the organism in Eukaryota, Metazoa, Mollusca, Bivalvia, Mytilida, Mytilidae.